Molecule: messenger RNA, 4098 nt
Organism: Pelobates fuscus (common spadefoot toad)
Lineage: Eukaryota; Metazoa; Chordata; Amphibia; Anura; Pelobatidae
Gene: AMOT
Product: angiomotin
Exons: 13
Coding region: 366-3086 (906 amino acids)
Biological process (GO): angiogenesis; actin cytoskeleton organization; establishment of cell polarity involved in ameboidal cell migration
Cellular component (GO): plasma membrane; cytoplasmic vesicle; lamellipodium
Molecular function (GO): signaling receptor activity
Source: RefSeq, a predicted model, not a curated record
UGGGAAGAGGCAUGUCCAUCCAACAGGUCGACUCACAAUUAUUUUAGACGGCCCACUGAGGGCAGGCCCUGCAGGGUCCUAGUGCUGUGAAUCAGUGUGAGUGCAUCUAAUGAUGUGCAUGUUCUAUAAUUAUUGGAGAUGGUUCCCUGGUGUUCCCAAAAGCAAGACACCAGGGUGCUAAAGCAGGACAGGACCUGAAAAAAUGUGACAUGAUACACUAAAGCCUGAGGACGAGCAUCGAUAGAAAUUAGCUGGAGAGAGACCCUCAUGAAUAGAAACACUUCACAUCGCUUGCCUGGAGCAGCAGAGACAAGGCUACAGAUAUAGGUCAUUCAGAUUCCAACCUAGAGGCACCGCCGUUGGAGAUGAGGUCAUCAGAAGAGCAAGCAGCCACAACAGUGUUGCAGAGAUUGCUGCAGGAGCAGCUUCGUUACGGAAAUCCUAAUGAAAAUCGCAACCUAUUGGCCUUGCACCAACAAGCCACGGCGAAUGUGCCUCCAUAUGGUGGUGGCCAAGGGUCACAGAACGAAGGAGUGACCUCUCAGGAUCCCCAGCUGAAUCCACAUGCAGCCCGCCAGGAGCCUCAGGGGCAGGAGAUCCAGGUGGAGAACAUGAUGGAGAAACAGAUGCCAAUAAGAUCUCAAAACAGUGAAGAUCUUCCAAGUUAUGAGGAGGCCAAGGUCCAGUCACAAUACUUCCGAGGGCAGCCACACGCAAGUGUUGGUGCUGCAUUCUAUGUGACUGGAGUUACUAAUCCAAAAAUGAGGACUGAGGGUCGACCCACUGUCCAAAGGGUGAGUCCUGGGAAAGUUCAUCAGGAUGAUGGGUUGAAGGACCUCAAACAGGGCCAUGUUCGGUCCCUAAGUGAAAGACUAAUGCAACUUUCAUUGGCAACAAGUGGGGUGAAAGCACAUGCACCUGUCACCAGUGCGCCACUUUCUCCACAGCCCGGUGACUUCUACAAGAAUCCUGGAUCCAAUGAAAUAUACAGGAAUCACUCACAAAGUGGGGGGCAAAAGGUAAUGGAACACAGGGGGCCUCCACCUGAUUACCCAUACAAAAAUAUUUCCACUCUUCCCUCACAAGGAAAAUCAAAGGAAUUUGGACAUCAUUAUGGAGACCACAGAAACAACCAGCAGAACCGCUCAGAUGGCCCUAUGGUUCGAUACCAACCACCUCCGGAAUAUGGAGCUCCCAGGCAAAACCAGGAUGUACAGCCACAAUUCCAACAGCGAUCAUCAUCGCACUACCACAGUCCCACCUCUUCUCUUACAUCUUUGGGAUCUAUGAGCCUUCUUCAAUCUCCUCCCCCAUCAGGCAUGUCUCCUUCUCAGCACCAGCAGCUGCCAUCCCCGAGUCAUGUGGACUUCUUUGGUGGGCCACCACGAUCUCAGCAUGUACCCAUGUCCAAUCAGUACCACCAAGGAGACUAUUACCGCUUGUCUCAGCCUUACAUGGGACAGCAACAACAAAUGCAGCAACAGCAACAACCACCACCACAGAUGGACCCGAAUCUAUCAAGACCUCCCCAGUUGCCUUCACCCUUUUCUCCGAUGCAAGGUGACCCCUUUGCCAUUGUGUCUCGUGCACAACAAAUGGUCGCUGUUUUGUCUGAGGAGAACCGGUCUUUGCGGCAAGAGUUGGAAGGAUGCUAUGACAAAGUCGCAAGAUUUCAAAAAAUGGAAAUGGAAAUUCAGAGGGUUUCCGAAGCUUACGAGAAUCUUGUCAAAUCUUCCUCCAAGAGAGAGACGUUGGAAAAAGCCAUGAGAACUAAACUAGAGGGUGAAAUCCGGAGGAUUCAUGACUUUAACAGAGACCUCAGAGAACGCAUGGACACAGCCAAUAAGCAGCUUGCAACAAAGGAAUUUGAGGGCUCAGAAGACAACCGCAAAACGAUCUCCCAGCUUCUAUCACAGAAUAAGGAUAUCCAGAGGGAGAAAGAGAAGCUGGAGAUGGAGCUUUCCUCUUUACGCUCCACUAACGAAGACCAAAGGAGACAUAUUGAAAUUCGGGAUCAGGCCCUAAACAAUGCACAGGCGAAGGUGGUCAAGCUGGAAGAGGAACUGAAGAAAAAGCAGGUCUACGUGGACAAAGUAGAAAAAAUGCAACAAGCCCUGGCUCAGUUACAGGCCGCCUGCGAGAAGCGGGAGCAGUUGGAACAUCGACUAAGAACCAGGCUGGAGAGAGAGCUGGAAUCUCUACGUAUGCAGCAGCGCCAGGGGAAUUCACAGUCUGCCAAUGUUUCGGAGUACAAUGCCUCCGCUCUUAUGGAGCUUCUCCGAGAGAAGGAAGAGCGGGUACUUGCCCUUGAAGCAGACAUGACCAAAUGGGAACAGAAGUACUUGGAGGAGAGCGUCAUGAGACAGUUUGCUCUCGAUGCUGCUGCCACUGUAGCUGCUCAGAGAGACACAUCAUCGAUAAGCCAUUCUCCGACCGGGAGUUUUGAUACCAGCCUUGAGGCCCGGAUCCAAAAAGAGGAAGAAGAGAUUUUGUUGGCCAACAGACGCUGUGUUGACAUGGAGGGCAGGAUAAAAACACUUCAUGCCCAGAUCAUUGAGAAGGACGCAAUGAUUAAAGUUCUUCAGCAACGCUCCCGCAAAGAUCUAAGCAAGCUGGACCAGCCCUCCUCCAUGCGACCAUCCAAGUCACUUAUGUCCAUUUCUAAUGCUGGAUCUGGGCUGUUAUCUCACUCCUCAACACUGACUAAUACCCCCAUUUUGGAAGAAAAGAGAGAGGACAAGAACUGGAAGGGCAGCUUGGGAGUUCUCUUGGCAACAGAAUACCGCUCUGAGUCCAUUUCAUCUACUCCAUCACCGGUCCUUCCAUCCACACCACUUCUACCUGGGCACUCAAAGACCGGUAGCCGAGAUUGCUGCACGCAAACAGAUCGGAAUAGCGAGCAGAAUAAAAAUCCUUCUGUGAGUGCAUCUCCUGGCCCACCAGUGCGACUGGCCACUCCAAGCCCCAUGUAUAGCUCAGACAGAACAGACACAGUUUUUCAGUCCAGUACUUUGGAAAGAAAGAACCCACUCCCACAGCUUACGCAAGAUGUUACAGAUGGCGAAUUGGUUGAAUACCUCAUUUAAAGACAAGAUACACGGGACGGGGUAUUACAUCAAACAGACUAUGCUAUUUAUAGGAACAAGUAAUCCAAAUUUAUUUAUAGCUAUUAUUUGGAGCCUAAAUGGAAGAAUAGAUUUUCUUAUAUAAUUCCUAAAAACGAUCAUAUUUACAGUUCUGUAAAGGAAGUGAAUGCAUUUUACACUAUUAGAAAAGUAUCCUUGAUUCUGGAGAACAUAUGUAUAUGCAUCCAAACGAUUUUGGGAUGAAGCACUGACAUGAUGAUCAGAAAGUCGCGCAACCCUCUUCUUAGUCCCUACAUAUGAUUGUUGCCAAAAUAAAAUUGAACAUCGGAAGAGGGUGCCUUUAUUUGUCACAAAAUUUCAACGAAGAAGAAAACACUUGAUCCACAAGGACUUCUGUGUUAUACAAUAUUGCAGGAAUACUGGGGAUAAAAACUGCACAUUUUUUUGAUAGCCAAGUAGUUUGUCAUUUGACCGUGAGCAGUUCGGAUAUUACCCAUCUGUUACAUAGGACACUAUUACACACCGAUACACUCCAGGGCAAUUUGUCCUAAUGCUUUCAAUCAAGGGUAAAUGUUUGAACAAUACAGGUGAGGGUUUUUCAAACAUAGGAUUGUGUGCAGAUCUCAUUAUGUGGCUAAUGUUUUGUUCUCUAAGGUAAUUGAGAGUUUUGACAAGGUGAUGCGAAAGCUGGCUUUCAAUAAGAAAAUUCAGUAAUGAAGAGAGAAAAUUCCCAGCGCCAUUUCCCCCCACCCCCAGGGUUACCUUUUCUGUCUUUGCCUCUAUACCUAUCUAUGUACUUUAACGGCUACAAAUGAUGCUUUGCAGUUGGUAAGAUAGCAAUCUUGUUGUUCCUGAUGAGAGGAACAAGAUCUCUGUACUUUAUACUUUUUUACAACAAUUUUACAACCAAAAAUUGUUGUAAAAAAGUAUAAAUGCCAAAGAACUGCAGCGACAACAAUUUAAAAAAAUAAGUAUAAAUAAUAUGGCCAAUAUUUAAUAAAAUAUCAAACUU